Coturnix japonica (Japanese quail) is the source of this 4862-nucleotide messenger RNA. RefSeq names its product TELO2 interacting protein 1 (gene TTI1). NCBI's taxonomy places the organism in Eukaryota, Metazoa, Chordata, Aves, Galliformes, Phasianidae. Gene Ontology annotation, cellular component: cytoplasm. The record is from RefSeq and is a predicted model, not a curated record.
GGGUCACAAAUAGAGCCCACCAAGGCGCCGCGGAGCGCGCUGCCUUUUUUGAAGGGGGAAGCGCAUGCGCAGUGCGGGCAAACGAGACUUUUCUGACAGCUCUGUGCUCUGCGGUCUCUGUCAGGCUGCGGCCCGUCACGUCCCACACGCGAAGGCCUCGCUCCGGCACCAGGUAGGCCGCAAGUAGGCCUCAGGUAGGCCGCAGGUAGGCCGCAGGUAGGCCGCGCCCGGCCCCGAGGCCCCGUGGCCCCGUUCCGAGGCUGGAUCCUCAUUCCGUCCCACCAUGGCCGUGUUCGACACCCCUCGUGAGGCCUUCGGUGCGCUGCGACCCGCCUGCGUGCAGCUGACCAAGGCGCAGACGGUGGAGAACGUAGCCCGGCUGGAGGCCCGGCUGGCGGCCGUGGGCGCUGGGGCCCUUCAGGAGCUGCAGGACUACGUGCUGUUCCCGCUGCGCUUCGCACUGAAGGUGCCCGGGCCUAGAAAGGAGCGCGUGGUGCAGCGCGUGCUGCAGUGCCUGUCUGCUGUGCUGCUCAACACCAGCGUCAGGAGCCCGCGGCUGCUGCAGGAGCUGCUGUCCGAGCUGUGCUCCUGCCUGCCCGCCCCGCACGGAGCUGCUGCACCAGCCGAGGAGCUGCAGCUGGCUGUGAUGCAGGCGAUGCUGGCCUUGAUGCACUCAGCUCAGAGGGAUGCGCUCAGUGCUCUGUAUCAACCUUCCUGCCUCCCGCUCCUCGGUUUCGCUGUGUCUUUGCUCCUGGGCUUGGCGGAGAGAGAGAGAGCCAAGCAAGUGAAGCUGGUUGCUUUGGAGUGUUUGCAGGUCCUCAUGCUACAGGGCGAGUGUCAGGAGCAGCGGUGUCUAUGCGAGGAGGAGGAGCAGCGAUGUGGGGAUUUGUUUGCUUCUUUCCUGCCCGGUGUUUCUAUUGCGCUGUCUCGGAUUAUUGCUGGAGACGUCAAACAAGGGCAUGGAAUCACCGUGUCUGCCAUCAGACUCUUUUAUCACAUCGUUGGUUUUGUAAUGGCUGAUGAGCAGCUGGCCAGAGUUCCAAAGCAGAAGGAAAAGCCAUCAGUAGAACAAAGCAGAAUAGCAGAACUGAUAGUCCAUAGAGGGCCUGAGUGGAGCAAAAGCACCUCAGAAAAACUCUGCCUCCUCCUCCAUAAAAUAGUCGAACUUUCCUCUGUUCACUCUCACUGGAGGGUGAGGCUGGAGCUGGUGGAACUUGUCCAUCACCUGCUGAGCAGCUGCAGGCUGUCACUGGUGGACUCGUGCACUCAUCUUCUAAAGGCUUUGGUGGGGCUGGUUAAUGAUGAGAACAGCGAAGUGCAAAGCAGGUGUAACGAAGUGCUGCAGGGCAUUGCAGAGCAGCAGCUGGUAGCACAGAACAGAGCCCUCGCCGAUGUUCUCUCAGAGAACCUCCAUUCCCUUGCCACAGCCCUUCCUCGCCUGAUGAGCUCUCAGGACGACACAGGCAAGUUUUCCACUUUGAGCUUAUUACUCGGCUACUUGAAGCUGCUGGGCCCCAAGAUCAACAUCGUCCUCAACUCCGUAUCCCACCUCCAGCGUCUGUCCAAAGCACUGAUGCAGGUUCUGGAGCUGGAUGUGACGGAUGUGAAGAUAGUGGAGGACAGGCGCUGGGGCUGUGUGGGUGGCUACGACCCCUCCGUGCAGCAUGGUGUGCACAAGGGCAGGUGGCAGAGAAAAUACUUCCGCUUCUUCACGGAGGAAAGAAUUUUCCAGCUCCUUCAGCAAGUUUGUCGUGUUCUCGGCUACUAUGGGAACCUCUAUUUGCUCGUGGAUCAUUUCAUGGGGCUGUACAGUGAGUCUGUUGUGUAUCGAAAGCAGGCUGCCAUGGUCCUCAAUGAGCUGAUUGCAGGAGCUGCUGGCAUAGGGGUGGAUGUCCUUCAGGAAAGGGAAGCUUCACUGAGCAUGGAUGAUCUCAAAGGGUCCAUAACAUCCAUUCUUGAGGAGUACACAGACCGGGCAAACUGGUAUUUGGUCACUAGCAUUGAUACAGAGGAGAUGAGCCAUGAGCAGCUCUCUGUGCCGCGCUCAGGACUUGCUGCCCUCCCCGGAGCUGCAUGCAGCAAAGUUCUGCCAUCCUCAGGCCCGAAUGUAACGACUCACACCAUGAACAGCAACGUGUGGCAGCUCUGCAUCCAGCUGGAAGGGGUUGGCUGCUUUGCAACCGUCCUGGGGAGAGAGUUCCGCUUGCUUCUGCUGUCAGCUCUCUACCCAGUGUUGGAAAAGGCCGGUGACAAGACUCUGCUCAUCAGUGAGACAGCACAGGGGACGUUGGUGGACAUAUGUGAGGCCUGCGGUUAUGACUCUGUGCAGAGUUUGAUUAAUCAGAAUUCUGACUAUCUGGUGAAUGGGAUUUCCCUGAACUUGCGUCAGCUGGCACAACAGCCACAUGCUGCCCAGGUCCUGGGCACGAUGCUGAGACAUUCAGAUGCCAGUUUGCUGCCACUGAUAGAAGAUGUUAUCCAAGAUGUCCUGUCUGCACUAGAUCAGUCUUAUAAUAACCAGGCUUCCACCUUCCUCGGUGUCCUCCACUCCUUAAUGGCAGCUCUAGUCCAGUGGUUUGGGCCGUCCUGCAGCAAGGAGCACCAGCAGAGGCAGGCUGCAGAGGGGCAGAGCUGGACUUCAUCCCACAUGCAGCAGGAGAUAACAAGUCAGGAAGUGGAGCGAUUCUUCCUCGACUACAUCAAGCAGAAGCAGAUUGCAGAGGGCAACCUUUCUGACUCGGGUGACGAGGAGGCAGAUGAGGUUCCCCUCCUUGCUAAGCCCAAGCCGAGCGACUCUGAUGCAGGAGAAACUCCACUGCCAAGCCAUGCUCAGCUGGCCAAAGAUGUGAUGGAGAGGUGCAUCCAUUUGCUGUCUGACAGGAACCUCCGUGUGCGGCUGAAGGUCCUGGACGUGCUGGAGCUCUGUGUAACUGUGCUGCAUCCUCACGGAAACCAUCUGCUUCCCAUGGCUCAUCGUGUCUGGCCAGCUCUUGUCACUCGGCUGAUUAGCGAUGACCCUCUGGCAGUGCUGAGAGCCUUCAAGGUGCUGUGUACCCUGGCACAAAAGUGUGGGGACUUUUUGAGGCAGAGGUUCUCCAAGGAUGUCCUGCCUAAGCUGACCAGCUCCCUCCUCAGCCAAGCUGCAGCAAGUGCUAGAGCUGGGCCUGUGUACAACCACACACUUGCCUUCAAGUUACAGCUCGCUGUGUUGCAGGGACUGGGUUCUCUGUGUGAGAAGCUGGACAUGGGUGAGAGUGACCUGAAUAAAGUGGCAGAUGCCUGCCUGGUGUACCUCAGUGCCAAGCAACCCAUGCAGUUGCAAGAAGCUGCCCAGAGCGUUUUCCACCACUUACUGCGUGUGGACCCUGACAGCACCUGGCUGUUCCUCUCCGAGCUGUGCUGCCCAAACCCAUACGAACCACCCCACAGCAGCCUGCAGCCCGUGAAGCUGCGUGGGAUGGGGAAGCAGCGCAAUGAGUUCACCGACAACAUCCUGCUCCUGCUGGAGGAGCUGCAGCAACAGGAGAGAACAGGGGCACCAAGGGCACCACCUCCAUGAGGACCUUCACAGCAGCUGGCAGAGGAGAGGAGAACCACCACCACACAGCGCUCACCUGGGAGGAUCCCAUCAGCAGCACCCGGAGUCAGGUGAAACCACAGCCUUGUUUGGGGACUGAGGCUCCUUUUCUAUUAGUGGUGUUUGAAGGUGACUUCCCAGCACUCACCUGUUGGGUUACAUCCCUGCAGCACCCCCGGCCCUCCCAGCUGUGCUGUCCCCACCUGGAAACUAAUGCUUCACCCUUAUGGAGGCACAGCACUUUAAGCACAUUGGAAAUCCUCUUCUGAUAUUCACUGAAGCCAAGAACAAGAGUUACAUGCAUUUACACCGAGUGCCUCACCAGUAUUACUAAGGACAACAGCAUCCUGCCAUCUCCUCAGCAAUAGGGAGGCUUUUCCCUUACAGUUAUUUAAGUCAGGCCAAAUGAAUUGUGCUGCCUGAUUCUCGCCGUUGAGCCGCGGCAGAUCCUUUAGAUAAACAGCCAACCUUGAUUUACAACUUGCAAGUGAUUUAAGAGUCCCCCUUAUUCCCAGAUUGCCUGCCAUUUCUUGCGGGCUAUUUCUCAAACCUCUCCAAUUCUUAACGCCCACCCCCAAGGAGAAGCAUCAUGCUGCUGGUUGUGCACAUGAUGAUGAUGUUUGGUGCAAGGCUGCAGGUCCUGCUGCACGUAGCUGGGGCUGCCCCAAGCCCUAUAGGCACUGCUCCAUCCAUCCCCAGGCUCAUCAGCCUCACCCCACGUGGCCUUUGGCUGCUCGCGGGCAGAGACUGGUGAAGGUUUGAUGCUGGUGAUGUGGGAGGGCAGAUCUCGACUCAUUUCAGAAGUGAGCUCAGAAAUAGAAAAUGCAGUGAAAUAAAUGGGUUGUUAAUGGGACCAGCUUUGUGUGUUACUGCUGGCGGUCCUGGGUGAGCAUCCACAGCCAUGGGGAUCAUGGGGGCUGCUGAGAGGGUUCCUCUCACCUUGGUUUUGCUCCUAGUUGUUUGUCCAUGAGGAACACAGCUCUGUGGCUUUUCACCAAGGGCACGAGGCUGCAGCUCAGCUUUUACCCCUCAUGCUUCUUUCUAAGCACAUCCAUUGCUUAACAUCAGGUUGCAUUUGGUCCGGGAUCCUCUCAGAGCCCAUCACCCGAUGAGGGAAGGCAGCUGGAGCGAGCAGCUUCUCUAUGAGCAGAGCUAUCAGAGUGAGCCCGCACACGGGUGUAGCCCCCAGCCCCGCUGCAGCCCCGUCUCUCCAUCUCCUGCUCCCAAUGUUUCCCAUCAACUCAGCGAAAUGAAUCUCUUCCAAUAAAACCUGUUAUUUUUAACA